Acanthosepion pharaonis is the source of this 717-nucleotide messenger RNA. The record is from the annotation of a GenBank genome assembly. Lineage: Eukaryota; Metazoa; Mollusca; Cephalopoda; Sepiida; Sepiidae.
AUGUAUGUAUAUAAACCUUUCCACAUCUAUGUAUGUAUCUAUCUAUCUAUCUAUCUAUCUAUCUAUCCAAACCUUUCCACAUCUAUCUAUCUAUCUAUCCAAACCUUUCCACAUCUAUCUAUCUAUCUAUCCAAACCUUUCCACAUCUAUCUAUCUAUCUAUCCUAUCCAAAUCUAUUAUCUAUCUAUCCAAACCUUUCCACAUCUAUCUAUCUAUCUAUCCAAACCUUUCCACAUCUAUCUAUCUAUCUAUCCAAACCUUUCCACAUCUAUCUAUCUAUCUAUCCAAACCUUUCCACAUCUAUCUAUCUAUCUAUCCAAACCUUUCCACAUCUAUCCAAACCUUUCCACAUCUAUCUAUCCAAUCCAAACCUUUCCACAUCUAUCUAUCUAUCCAAACCUUUCCACAUCUAUCUAUCUAUCUAUCCAAACCUUUCCACAUCUAUCUAUCUAUCUAUCCAAACCUUUCCACAUCUAUCUAUCUAUCUAUCUAUCCAAACCUUUCCACAUCUAUCUAUCUAUCUAUCUAUCCAAACCUUUCCACAUCUAUCUAUCUAUCUAUCUAUCUAUCCAAACCUUUCCACAUCUAUCUAUCUAUCUAUCCAAACCUUUCCACAUCUAUCUAUCUAAACCUUUCCACAUCUAUCUAUCUAUCUAUCCAAACCUUUCCACAUCUAUCUAUCUAAACCUUUCCACAUCUAUCUAUCUAUCUAUCUAA